AGUAGAAUUUGAAUUUACAAAUGAGACGCCUUUUCGCUUGAAAUGUUCCCAUUGGCUUGUGCUCUUUAUGCUUUUCUCGUUCGCCUCAAGUACAAAAGCAUAAAGCGGGUAAAUGAAGGUAAACAAAAAUCUGCUUCUUCACAAUUGUUGUUGUUUUUGUUUGUGAUCGAAUUGUGUUAUUUUCUAAUAAUUAUGACUAAUGACUCGAAUCAAAGUGAUCUUCAUGUGAAAAGAAGUCGAGUUGAGUAUCAGGAUCUAUGUGAUAUUUUCAGAGUUAAAGUGAAACAGUUUUCGUCUCAAUAUUUCCCAUUCUAUUUGGCCCGAUUGAGGACGAUUAGACCUUUGGUUCUCAAGUCUAUUGAAUCAACUUGGGGCGAUGGGGUUAAGGUCGUUAAAAUGAGCGAGUUGGUCGAUCACGUUGAUCAGAAGGUGAUCAUAACUGGAGUCUUAUUCAAGAAUAUGGCAAAGCAACCAACUAUUUUGAAGGAAAUCGCGUCUGAGGAAAACCAAGACGCUUUACCUUUGACCCAACAAGAUAAUUAUAUCGACGAUGCUGAUUACCUGAUGCUUCAGGACGAAAAUGAAUGUGUUAAACUACAUGGAAAAUUAUCCGUUGAUUCUCAUGUAACUGGUGUUGUAAUUGGACUAAUGGGAUUCGCAAGCGAUGAAGGCAACGAAUUCUCUGUCGAAGAUUAUUGUUACCCUAUGUUACCAGAUCCUUGGUCGAAAUGUCCCAAUUCCAACGAGGAUAAAUACGUUCUUCUUGUUUCUGGGCUUGGUUUCAGUCGUAAUUUGUCUUCCAAAUUGAAAUCUUCUCUUGAUUUAUUGUCCGAUUAUUUGGUUGGUCUAUUGGAUCCUGAAGAAGAUGAUAGAAAGCCCGCUAGAAUAAUUCGUCUUAUUAUUGUUGGUAAUUUGAUUGGAGAAAAUGUUCGUGCUGAGGAAGAGGCCAAAGAUGAGACAUUGAAAAAGCCUUGGUUGAGAAAAUCGAAACCAUUUACUGUGGAAAUCAUGUCAACAAUUGAUGAUUAUCUUGUAGAAUUAGGGAAAAGCAUUGAAAUUGAAAUCAUGCCUGGUUACACUGAUGUUACCAAUUCAUCUCUCCCCCAACAGCCAAUUCAUCCUUCCAUUUUGCCCCGAAGCAGUGUUCUUUCAGCAAUAAGGUCAGUUACCAAUCCUUAUGUUGGUUCAUUUGACUCUCGUCUCUUUAUUGGAAAUUCUGGCCAACCAAUUGACAAUAUUCGCCAAUUCAGUGAUUUAAAAGACUCAGUUGACAUCAUGGAGAAAACUAUUCAUUGGUCUCACAUGGCGCCGACAGCUCCAGAUACACUUCAUGGUUAUUCGGACCCGAAUUAUGAUCCAUUCGUAUUAACUCAUUUACCUGAUGUUUACUUCACUGGAAAUCAAGAGAAAUUUUCUACUAAAGUCAAAAAGAUCAACGAAAAUCACCCAAUUCGCUUUAUUUCUGUUCCUAAAUUUGAAAAAUCAUUUUCUGCCGUUCAAUUGAAUCUCAAAAAUCUCUCCUGUCAACUAAUCACUUUUACUUGAAACAAAAUUCUCUAAUCAAAGAUCUCAAAUUUGUUACUUUUAACUUGAAAAUUUUAAAUUCUUAUUCUCAAUGAAUAUAAACAUUCAAUUUAUCAAAUAAAUUCAUCGGCAUUAAUCAUC
Panonychus citri (citrus red mite) is the source of this 1665-nucleotide messenger RNA. Its product is annotated as DNA polymerase delta subunit 2-like. Gene Ontology annotation, molecular function: DNA binding. Gene Ontology annotation, cellular component: delta DNA polymerase complex. The transcript has a single exon. NCBI's taxonomy places the organism in Eukaryota, Metazoa, Arthropoda, Arachnida, Trombidiformes, Tetranychidae. The record is from RefSeq and is a predicted model, not a curated record. Gene Ontology annotation, biological process: DNA strand elongation involved in DNA replication; DNA replication. The coding region runs from base 43 to 1545 and encodes 500 amino acids.